AUCGUUUUUUCCUUCUCACUAACGCAUCAGAUGUAACAGGUCUUUCUACUUUUCUUUGUUUGGUUUGCUUCAUGGCAAGGACACCAAGCCAGAUUUAAAACAAGGUUUGUUAGUCACUAGUCUAUUCAACCAUAGCAAUAGAUUGAUCGCGUAUCUCUUUGGUCAUCUGUUGCCACCGCUCCUAAUCAUCAUGUUGUUUUCCCUUCAUAUCCCUGAAUUAAUAAUCAGUUUUAUUUUAAUCUGUUUCUAUGAACCAGUUUUGGUAAAAUGUGCAGAUCCAAUUGUUAGCAUAUCCACAGGACAAAUCAAAGGAGUCCAGAAAACAGUUCAAGGUGUUAAAUUGAAUGUUUUUUACAAUAUACCUUAUGCUGAACCACCAAUCGGAGACAACCGUUUUCGUAAGCCUAUUCCGAUAACAAAGAAAUCCAAUGAAGUUUACAAAGCAGUUCGCAACUCUCGAGUUUGCUACUCUAUGCCAGCCAAGUAUCUGGCUAUUACCUCACCUUUUAAAGUAAACGAAACAGAGGAUUGUUUGAUUUUAAAUAUUUGGUCGCCUGCUGAUCUAAGCUCAGACCAAUUGAAACCUGUUCUUGUUUACAUCCAUGGCGGAGCUUUUAUACUUGAUGGUGCUCGAGAUCCUCGAAUAUCAGAUGGAGAAUUACUUUCAGCUUUAGGUGAUUUCGUUGUUGUUCUUGUAAGAUAUCGUCUCGGAGUGUUUGGUUGUCUAUUUACCAAUUCAGAUGAAGCUCCUGGCAAUUUACCAUUGGAAGAUCAGGCUUUGGCUUUAGAAUGGAUCUCAGAUAAUAUUAAAUAUUUUGGUGGUGAUCCAAGCAGGAUAACACUCUCAGGUGAAUCAGCUGGAUCAAUCUCUGUAGCUUUGCAGUUUAUGAGACAAAAAAAUCGUCCACUCUUCCAACAAAUGAUCUUACAAAGUGGAGCUACAAAAACUAGUUUGAAUGAAGAUAUUGGUGCAGCUUUGAUAAGAUCGGGAAAGAUUUCCAAAUUUCUAGGUUGUUCACCUGAUGAAUCCAUUAACCAUUUAUCUAAACCAGAAAUUUUAUCAUGUCUUCGAUCGGCUACACCCGAAAGCCUCAUGGAAGCUUACAUGAGUGAGGAAACAGAACACAGCAGCGUUCAUGGAGCACCAAGAUGUUUAGUAGAUACAGGUGAAUUUUCACAAGCCGACGCAGAUCGUCGUCUUUUAUCUGGUUCAUUUCCAUCUGGGUUUCCAAUCCUUGUCACAACCUUGGUUGAUGAAGGGUCCGUUAUUUUGGCCCACAUGCGGUAUGAUAAAAGUAAAGGUUUUCGAGAAGCUCUCAAAACAACAGUAAAUCGUCUUCAUUCAUCAGAAGCUGUCAAAUUGACUGACGAAACAUAUUUCUCGGGUUUACUUGACAACCUAAAUUCAUUUGACGCAGAGAAAGCAACUGUUCAUGCCCUGGGCGAUCUCUUUAUCCGAUGUCCUUCAAUUUGGUUUGCCGAGAAAACUAUGGACACAAAUACUGUUUAUACUCUAGAAUAUACUUAUGCAAGUCCAAUUUUCAGCUCCAUGGAACCUCAACUGAUUUUCAACAGCAACUUUGGACCAAGACAUGGCCUUGAUUUGCUUUAUGUAUUUGGUACCCCAUUACUUCUCAAGAAAAAAGUCACAGAAGAAGACGUUAUUCAAACUGAACAAAUUAUCUCUAUUUGGAAACAAUUUGUUCAUAGUGGUAAACUUAACUGGUCUCCGUACAUUAGGCAAAGUCAUACUGGUAAAAUCUUACCUCAUCAACUCGAAGUAAAUCCAACCAAACAGAUAAACUCAACCAAAUUUGAUGAAAGAUAUUUCCACUGUGAAAUUUGGAAGCAAAUAGUCUAUGGAAAUGACUUUUAAUUUUUUGAAUUAGAGUCAGUAUAGAUGGACAUUAAAAAAUAAUUUAUGCUUCAAGGUCUCUGGUGUUAAAAACUGGUUUAUUAGCUGUUUUAUUAAUUUGAGUUGGCAAUCAAGGGCUUAAUAAAAUACUAAGUCCUCGAUUGUUUCAAAUUGGAUGCUGCGCUACUUUCUGGUUAAAAUUGUUUAUCACUUAUCUGUAAUAAGAGUUUAAUUAAUUGAUAUGUAUUAUCAGCAAAUUUUGAUAAGCUGGUUUCAUCAAUGAAAUUAUAUUUGAUAAAGGUAUUGUUUGUCAUUACGAUAA
This is a messenger RNA of Tetranychus urticae (two-spotted spider mite), 2177 nucleotides long. RefSeq names its product acetylcholinesterase-1. NCBI's taxonomy places the organism in Eukaryota, Metazoa, Arthropoda, Arachnida, Trombidiformes, Tetranychidae. The record is from RefSeq and is a predicted model, not a curated record. Gene Ontology annotation, biological process: choline metabolic process; acetylcholine catabolic process. Gene Ontology annotation, molecular function: acetylcholinesterase activity. Gene Ontology annotation, cellular component: plasma membrane.